AAAACAAAACAAAAACUUCGAAAAAACAAUAUGGACAAUUCUGAAACAGAAAAUUUGGACCUGAAAUAUCGUAAAAAUUUUCUAUAUUUUCUUGAAAAAAGUAAACAAAAUAAAUCCACAUCGAUUUGUUUCAUACAGAAUGCCAAAAAUAUGACCACCGAUGUAAAUAUCGAAGCAUAUGAACCAAGUUUGAAACAUUUGGCCGUAAGCAAUCUACAAACACCGAUCGGUUUGCAAAAACAAGCCAUUUUACGUAGUAAUGAUAUUGAAUGUAUAAAAUUUUCGAAACAAUAAUUUUUUUUAAAAAUUA
Messenger RNA from Dermatophagoides pteronyssinus (European house dust mite), 310 nucleotides. RefSeq lists its product as uncharacterized. Lineage: Eukaryota; Metazoa; Arthropoda; Arachnida; Sarcoptiformes; Pyroglyphidae. The record is from RefSeq and is a predicted model, not a curated record. Gene Ontology annotation, cellular component: SMN-Sm protein complex.